This is a messenger RNA of Drosophila guanche, 986 nucleotides long. It is a transcript of the gene SdhCL, whose product is annotated as succinate dehydrogenase cytochrome b560 subunit, mitochondrial. The transcript is spliced from 2 exons. Gene Ontology annotation, cellular component: membrane. The record is from RefSeq and is a predicted model, not a curated record. The coding region runs from base 119 to 865 and encodes 248 amino acids. Lineage: Eukaryota; Metazoa; Arthropoda; Insecta; Diptera; Drosophilidae. Gene Ontology annotation, molecular function: succinate dehydrogenase activity; electron transfer activity. Gene Ontology annotation, biological process: mitochondrial electron transport, succinate to ubiquinone; tricarboxylic acid cycle.
AGCAGCCCUCGCUUUAUCCAACAAAUUCUACGCGUCUCUAGGUUGACCAGAAAAUUCAUUCUAAGCUGAAAUUUCAUUGGAAAACACACAAAUUUCUGAACCAAAUUUCUCUUGAAAAAUGUACGCAGCUCGCUGCGUCACACGUUCGCUGCCAGGUUGCACGUCCUACUUGCAGCAGAUGCUACGCCAAAAGCCCUUGGUGCGGGCCCACAAUUUUCGUUAUCUGAGCGGCAAGAAUGCAGGGAAACCACCGCCAGCUGCAGGGGGAGCUGCAGCAGUUGCUGUGGCGCCACCAACAGGCAUUAUCCUGAAGAUAAUCAAGGCACGGAUCAUGCCCGAACUUGGCUACGAUGAUCGCAACAUGCGACUCGGCCGCAGACUCUCUCCCGCUCUCAUGAUCUACAAGAUGCAGGUGACGUCGGUGCUGUCCAUUCUGCUGCGCAUGUCGGGCUUUGCCAUGACGCUGGGUGUCUGGGCUGUGGGUCUGACGGGCCUCUGCUCGAAACGCCACCUGAGCGAGUGGGCGGAGGAGUUGAAGAAGUGCGAAAUGAGUCGCAAUCUUGUCAGUGGCGCCAAGUUCGUGUUGAUCUUUCCCUUUGCUUAUCACGUAGUCGCCGGCACUCGCCAUUUGAUUUGGCAGCUGGACAUGUUCCUCACGAAGCCCGCGAUCUAUGCCACUGGCUAUGCCGCUGUUGUGUUGACAGUUUUGCUGGCUGCGGGCAUGACCGUGCUGAAGACUGGCGAAGAGAUCAAAAAGGAUGUUGUGGAUCUGACGCAGGCGGAAAAAAAGAAUAAGGAAGAGGCAAAGAAAAAGGAAAAGCAGAAGGCACAGGCCAAGAAGGCCAAGGAGGAGCCACCAAAGUAAAUCCUUUUCCCGAGUUACACAAAAAAUAAGCGGGAAAAUCGGGAAAGCAUUGCAAUGCUUUGGCUUUUGAGUUCAUUUUGGUGUUAUUAAAAUGUUGUAAAAGGCAACAAAAGUCAUGCUA